UAUAUAUACAAGAUCGUGCCUGAAGCGCCGUACUUCAUGGAAUGUAGUAGUUUUAAUUCCUCUGAACCACACAAGGGGUUGUGUUUCCUGCCGAAGGCUGAAUGUGAUGUGCGUGAUGUGGAAGUGGCUCGAGCCAUCUUACUUGGCAAGACCACCACUGAACCCGUGGCCUUCAGAGUGCCUCGUGUCAAAAAAGAGUUUUUCCAGGAUGAUGUUUUCCCGGAGACUGCAGUGUGGCGGGAAGCAUCUCUGACCGCUGCUUUCUGACUCUCUGGAUCCAAUGGACAGCACCGCAAAAUCAGCCUGCGGCCCAAAGACAUGACGCCC
Carassius carassius (crucian carp) is the source of this 327-nucleotide messenger RNA. RefSeq names its product coronin 7 (gene coro7). NCBI's taxonomy places the organism in Eukaryota, Metazoa, Chordata, Actinopteri, Cypriniformes, Cyprinidae. Bases 37 to 267 code for a protein of 76 amino acids. Gene Ontology annotation, molecular function: protein binding. The transcript is spliced from 3 exons. The record is from RefSeq and is a predicted model, not a curated record.